UGAAUCAGCCCAGCGCCAGGCCAGGUCUAGCUCAAAACGGACCACGCCCCCGGAACCAUGAUGCCACCGGCCUUAAAUGGGCAAUGCCACUCUGGCCUUAGAGACCGCAAUUAAAAGGGCAACGCCUUGACCCACCGUUUUACAACACGCAGACCUGUGACAUACAGCGUAGCCAACCCCUUUAUCACAGAACUCUAAUUCUAGAAACCCCACCCUACAACUGGCAUGGAUCGCGGAGAGAAACAAUCAAAAUAGACAAAACGUCGCUUGGGUGAAAGCCAGGGCGUGUCUCCUGGGAACUGCAUGCUGGGAGUUGCAUCUCAUUUUUCCUGCCUGGGGGGCGCUCGGGUGCCAGCUUCGGGGCCGCGCGCUGAUUGGCUCCUUGGGAAACAGCCGGGACCUUCUGUUCAGGCCGGUUGGCGUCCGCUCCGCUGCGUCGGUGUCCUGCGCUGCGUACUUUUCUGUAAUUUGUUUUUUUCUGGACUGUCCUUUGGUAACAGCCACCGCGGGCUUGGAACUUCCCGAGAGUUCUUCCUUAACAGCAGUCCCUCUUUUGUUAGUUCAAGACUGAAGCGCGAGGAACUCACCAUUUGGCUGAAAUAGGGACCAGAUUUCCUAAACUUCCGUCGGAGAAAAAAAAAUCUAACGGUGGAGGAGAGAAUUUCUAGUGUAUGGCCCGCAGUUUGUUUUUAAGUUUCUUAUUUUGCCUUAAAGAUGAGGGAUUUUGCAUUUUGUUCUCAUGGCAUAUUUUUGUUUUCCUGAAAACGCUUAAAGCCACUUGUUAAAUUAGUACACCCUGCCAGGUGAACCAGAUCUUUAACUGUGGCUUCAGUGCCUUUACACCCCUUCACUCGAUUGUUGGGCUUAUUACAGAACAGAUUUGAAUUAUGGAAGAACCAAAUUUUGACCUCUGUCACUUAGUACCUAAGUACUAGAAGGCUAUUUUAGCGAGCUGCCCAAGUCAACUUAGAUUACUAGUUUUUAAGCUUUACCUAAGGCUUUGAUAGAUUGGCAUGAGAUCAAGUUUAUAGUCUUACUGAGUUUGUUUUCGUGAUUGACUUACUCUGUUUUGUCCUAAUAAUGUCUGCCGUCAUACACAGAAUGUAGCAUUUUGGAUAUGCUCGUCUAGACCACAGGAGCUUCCUUUUAUCCUGCGAGUAUGAGUAUGGUAGAAAAAGUUUGAUGUCAGCGACAUGUGUCCAUUUUCUGAGUCUGCCUUGAAGCCUGUCUCUGGAUCCUGACCUUACUUGUUCUUCCAAAUUUUGAAUCUUACCUUUUGCAGCUGUCCUCAAGGCUUUCUUUGCUUUGUGUUGUUUUUCUGAUUUACUUUAACAUUUCUUAAAUUUCCUUAUUGUCCAAGCAUUUCACAAACUUGUUUCUUAUGUUUUUAAAAAUACAGAUGAUUAUCUCUAUGAAGGGCUGGUAUUUCCAGUUUUAGGUUCGCUGUUAUUUCUGUAAAAAUUCCCCUUUGCCUGUUGGAUUAGUGAGCAAAGAAGAAUGGUCUUUCCAGGUGCUCUGGUGACUUGUUUUAUGCUGUCUCUGAAUGCAUAACACCAGGGAUCUCGUAGGGGUUUUAGUUCAAGUUUCAAGUUCUAGCUCUGUGACUUUGGGCAGGUGUCUUACAUCUUUAAGCGUCAGUCCUACAUCUGUAAAUUAGUGUUUGGAUACUUAAAGAAGAUUACUUGAAGACUGCUUUUGGAAUCAGGUAGUAUGGAUCCAAGCAGUGACUACCAUUUCCUCAACCAGAUUUUGUGGAGAAGAGUGAAACUCACAUUGAUUUGUGGCAUCUUUGAGGGAGUGCUUCAGCAUGUGGACCCUAACAAGAUUGUUGUCCUGAAGAAAGUGAAGAAUGUGGAGACUGGUCGAAGUGUCCCAGGAGUGAAGAUGUUUUUUGGACAUGAGAUUGUGAAUGUGGAACUACUGGAUGAAGUGGAACAAGGUGCAGUGAGAGAAAUGGCAUCUUCUGUCAGUUUAAAUACAGAAAGAGCCAGGAUGGAAAGAAUGAAAAAUGAAGACCUAAAUGUAUAUAAGCCUUCUUCUACCCCUGAGGCACCAACCACCUCUCUGCUGAAUGACCUCAAGUACAGCGCAUCAGAGGAAGAGGAGGUAUCAUACACAGUCAUUGAUCAGUUCCAGCAGAAGUUUGGUGCUGCAAUGCUCCACGUCAAGAAGCAAAGUGUACUGAGUGUAGCGGCAGAAGGAGCUAAUGUGUGUCGUCAUGGGAAACUGUGUUGGCUUCAGGUAGCCACAAAUAGCCGAGUUUACUUAUUUGACAUUUUGCUUCUGGGAAGUCGCGCUUUCAACAAUGGACUUCAAAUGGUAUUAGAAGACAAAAGAAUUUUGAAGGUUAUCCAUGAUUGUCGUUGGCUUUCUGACUGUCUCUCUCAUCAGUACGGGAUUUUACUGAAUAAUGUCUUUGACACACAGGUAGCAGAUGUCCUUCAGUUUUCCAUGGAAACAGGUGGCUUUCUUCCAAACUGCAUCAGUACUUUACAGGAGAGUUUAAUCAGACACCUUAAAAUAGCCCCUAAAUAUCUCUCCUUUCUGGAAGAAAGACAGAAACGGAUUCAGGAAAACCCAGAAUUGUGGUUCACACGACCUCUUUCACCUUCUUUGCUAAAAAUUUUGGCCCUGGAAGCUACCUACCUGCUCCCCCUUCGCUUGGUACUUCUGGAUGAAAUGAUGUCUGACCUAACCACCCUUGUGGAUGGCUACCUAAACACCUACCGAGAAGGGUCUGCAGACCGGCUGGGCAGCAUGGAGCCUGCGUGUAUGGAGCUUCCACAGGAACUGCUUCAACUCAAGGACUUCCAGAAGCAGCGCAGAGAGAGAGCUGCAAAAGAAUAUAGAGUAAAUUCACAGGGACUCCUAGUAAGGACAGUAUUACAGCCAAAGAAAUCUGUGACAGAGACAGCAGGGAAAGUAAAAGGUUUCUUGCUUUGUAAAAAUUCUAGGCUAGAUAAAGCUCCAACUUUUACAUCUCCUGAGGAUGUAAAUUUGCUAAAAGAAGAAUUGAAGAGCAAACAAACCAUAGCAGAACCUCAACAUCUACCUCCCAUAAAGGAAGAGCCCAGUGAGGAUUCCAGUAACAAACUCUGCCCUGAGUCAGAGGGGUCGAAGGACCAGCGAGUAACUAAAAAAGAACUCUUUAAGAUAGCUAAACAAGAAUUUCAGACAAGUUUGUCUUUGAAAGAAGAGCUAGAACGAUUACUGAUGGUGGAAAAGGAGGAGGAUCUGAAAUGUACAAAACAAGAUGUUUCAGUGUCUCGGUCCCUUCCUCAGGAAACCAGAGUGUCUCCAAGUGACAUCUUUCAUCCUUUUAGAAAAGCUGUGCUUCCCACACUUCCUCCCUGCCCAGCUUUGGAGAAGACAGAUUCCUGGAUAAAUCCAGAUUCUCUCAAUCUGCCUUAGAGUUCUGCAGUUUGUUCUUAAGGCCAAUAAAGUUGGCUUAUUUCCUCUGCCAUCAGGGCCUUCCUCAGUGCUUAGGUUUCUCAUGUUGUAAAUUUGGUUUUGUCUCAGUCACAGUCUUCAGGGAAAAUUAUAUUCUCUUGCUUGCUCCUCUGUUCCUGGAAUUUGAUUAGGAAUGGAAUAAAUCGUUAAUUAAUGGAAGAACUGAAUUUACUGAUUAUGUCACUGUAUAGAAUUGUUCCCUGUGGCCAAACUGAAUUGUUUCUCAUAAUUUGGCUUUAAAUGGUUUGAAGAAGGGAAAAAUAUUGGACUUAGCAUCUGAAAGAAUCUAUACUUUAAAAUUUUUGUUGUUUUUUCUGGUUUGAAGGGGAUUGGUAAAACUCUUAGCCAUAAGUUUAAAAAAAUUGGUACCUGACAACUUUCCCGGUACUUUUUUCCUUUUUAAAAUAUUAACAUUAACUUGCCAAUUAUACAUCAAUAAAGCUGAAAAAUAUUAAAUUUAUUUUUGAAUUUGAAAUGUAUGAUCUGUCUUCUGUCAAAGGCAAACUGUUGUUGUUGUUAUUGCAGAAAUCAAUACCCCCGUUUUAAUUUCUUUUCAUUCCAUUUACUUUUAGAAAGAGCUUUGUCCAUUUUCCUAACAAAGCAGGAACUUCUAUAGAGUAUGUCUAUUAUGUAAACUUGAAGUUUGAUUCCAAGUUUGCCUGGAAUUGGUAUGUUUUCUUAGGGUGAAAGGAAGGCAGCUUGUAUUGAGCCCUUUUUAUAUUGAAUAAUUGCAAGUUACUCACAUCCUUUUGUGUGUAAUAACCAAUAAACCUGUUUUGGCUAUAA
Sus scrofa (pig) is the source of this 4236-nucleotide messenger RNA. RefSeq names its product exonuclease 3'-5' domain containing 1 (gene EXD1). The record is from RefSeq and is a predicted model, not a curated record. Gene Ontology annotation, cellular component: PET complex. Lineage: Eukaryota; Metazoa; Chordata; Mammalia; Artiodactyla; Suidae. Gene Ontology annotation, molecular function: nucleic acid binding; 3'-5' exonuclease activity. Gene Ontology annotation, biological process: nucleobase-containing compound metabolic process; piRNA processing.